Molecule: messenger RNA, 2163 nt
Organism: Cylicocyclus nassatus
Lineage: Eukaryota; Metazoa; Nematoda; Chromadorea; Rhabditida; Strongylidae
Source: the annotation of a GenBank genome assembly
GUUUCAGGUAUAAUCCACGAAUGAGUGCUGUCUGGAAUUAUUUUCGCAAGACAAAUGAUGGAUUUGGCAAUCUCAUUGGUAUAUGCACAUUAUGUCAACGCCCGCUCAAGAUUCCCAAAUCGAAGACCACAACGAAUUUGUUGGGUCAUCUGAGGACAAGCCAUGGUGAAGAAUUGGGCAACAUCACUAGGAAGAGGGGCUUUGAGGCUGGAAAUUACGGAAAUCCUACCUUCGAUGACCCUCGAACGGCAGUGCACAGAAGCUUAGCUCGACUUGUUGUCGAAGGAGCGAUACCGAUUGAGACCACAGCGCUCAAGCCAUUUCAUGAUUUCUGCGCUGCAAUGAGCCCUUCGUACCGUCCUCCGCCACUGAGAAUUCUUCGAAGUUUGCUUGAUGAAGAGGGAUGCCGUUUGGAAAUGGCAAAUCGAAUGACGCUUGCCGAUAUGUCGUCAAUUAUCUCGCUGUUGGUAGACCUUUACUAUCCGGUCACUUCCAACCAGGGUUUUUUGCUCGUGGGGGCGCAACUGCUGUCACGAGCCUCGCUCGAAAAAAGGAUCAUAGUCUUAGAUGUGGUGCCCGUGGAUGACGAUAGUGGCACAAUGUCCGAAACCGUGGUGAGCUGCUUGCGAAAACUCGAUGUGGAUUUGGCUCGGAUAGGAACUGUAGUGGCGAAUGAGAUUCGACCGUUGCAAGAACUAGCGCUUUGUCUUCGCACAAAAUUUGUUCCUUGUGCGGCUAAUGCCAUGUGUCUUGUUGUUGGAGACACACUCCAUAUGGAACCAUGCGCUGCAACAAUUGCAAGAUUACGUUUUCUGGUAUCGGAAUUCCAGAGAAACAGAGCCGCGAAAAUGCAACUGAGAAGUCGCCAGAGGGAAUGCAAAUUACCCGAAGUAACCCUGGCUGUCGAUACUCCAGAUCGCUGGAUCACCACUUACAGUAUGAUCUGUGAUUUUAUGAUCACACUGCCAGUAUUCACUGAGUUGAUGGGGAGAAUGAACUUACCAAAGCUGCAAGAGGGUGAUGUGCAUUUUCUGGAAGCCCUUAGGACAUUUUUGGAGCCGUUCUACUCACUCACUAAGCAGGUCUGUGCGAAAGAUGCAACUGCUUCGGUGUUCCUUGCUGUUGGACGAAUACUUAUAACGACGACUGAGAAGCACCAAAGGGAAUCAGUCGGUGAAGCUCAACGCUUUGCCCAGUUGCUAUGCGAAAAUACUUCGAAGUACUUCACUCCAUGGUUGGGCGACGAGUUUCUUCAACUGGCCGCAUUCCUUGAUCCUCGUUUUGCAUAUCUGGAAACCGUUCAACCGAUGAAAAGCUGGACCGCAACUGUGGAGAAGUUUAUCGCUCAUCAUCAAAGCAUGCAUCCGCCUAGAGAGGAAGCGCAAGGAGGUAGCGGAAGUUCUUUGCAGCAAUCACAAAGACAGCAGACGUCGGUGUGGGAGAUUCUGCGAGAAAACCAAGAUGCUCCCAGCACCAGUUCAGGUGUUUGGAAUCAAGGCGAUGAACUCAGAGCAGAACUCCAGCAUUAUGGCGGUAUACUGAGGACAUCACGCCCGGCGUUCAACACGGACCCAAUUCUUUGGUGGAGGGCUUAUAUGUUGGAAUUCCCCAUUCUCGCAGCUGCUGCCUUCAGCCAUCUGGCAACUCCAGCUACGACUGUGGACUGUCAGCGUUUGUUAAGUUUGGUUUCGGAAUCACCAGCUGUCAGGGAACAAAAUGGUCCAAUAAGAAAAACCGAUCGUUUGUUGCUAACUCUCAAGGCGCAUCUGCACAAGGAUGUGAGCAGAGAAUGUAAAGCUUGGACGAUUGCUGAAGUGCGGAACUUUGGCUGUAGUGAAUCUGCUAGUGUGGACGACAUGGAGGAAGACCUGAAUCUUUCGACUGUGUAUAGAUCAGAUGAGGAGAAAACUGUGUUCGAUGCGGGAGAACCACUAAUGUCAUAUGUGGAAGAGGACGAUCUUGAUAAUAUGAAAAACAGACAAAGCUAGGGUAAUAUAUUUGUUUUCACACUUUGUGUGUAAUCACGCCCAGAAUGGGUCAGACUAUGUAGAAUUUUAUGUCCUGAGGUUGUUAUAUUUAUAUUGUUUUUCAUCUUCAGGUAGUAUAUCGAACGAGUAUUGUGACUUUGUCAUAAGCUGUAUUCUGCGUUGUGAGUUAGUGUGC